Oncorhynchus kisutch (coho salmon) is the source of this 2863-nucleotide messenger RNA. RefSeq names its product 3-oxo-5-alpha-steroid 4-dehydrogenase 2. The record is from RefSeq and is a predicted model, not a curated record. Gene Ontology annotation, molecular function: 3-oxo-5-alpha-steroid 4-dehydrogenase activity. Lineage: Eukaryota; Metazoa; Chordata; Actinopteri; Salmoniformes; Salmonidae. Gene Ontology annotation, biological process: steroid biosynthetic process. Bases 147 to 908 code for a protein of 253 amino acids. The transcript is spliced from 5 exons. Gene Ontology annotation, cellular component: membrane.
CUCCCAUUCACACACGUCUCACACCAGCAAACACAGAUGGUGGCUACUCAGUCUUGACAAAGCGUGGAGACUGUGGAAACUUUGCUGGACCCAAGGACCUGAAGAAAGAGAAGGAGAAAAAAGGAGAAAAGGAGAGGGGGAUAAUAAUGGAGUGUAAGGAGAAUGUGAUCCACUACCUCAGCUGGGGGUUCAUCAUCAGUGGGGUGGCGUAUCUCUUUCAGCAGACCAGGACCCAGACCCCGUACGGACGCUACGUGACCUCGGAUGGGACCCCAGGGAGGACCUGCCCUGCCAAGCUGGCCUGGUUCCUCCAGGAACUGCCUUCUUUCCUCGUGCCCAUGCUCCUUCUGCUAUCCACUGACACACAGCCCAGCCUGGGCAAAGACCUGCUUCUCUGGACCUUCUGUCUGCACUACUUCCAAAGAACAUUCAUCUACUCCUUGCGGACCAAAGGUCGCCCUUCCCCUCUCUACAUUGUCUUCUCUGCGGUAGUCUUCUGCUCUGUCAACGGUUUUCUCCAAGGCCACUACAUGCUCCACUGUGCCACGUACGAUGAUGCGUGGCAGACCGACAUUCGUCUGUCUACCGGUUUGCUGAUAUUUUUCCUGGGAAUGGCCAUCAACAUUCACAGUGACCACAUUCUUCUAAAUUUGAGAAAACCCGGAGAAGUUGUUUACAAGAUUCCCAAAGGGGGAAUGUUUGAGUAUGUCUCCGGAGCAAACUUCUUUGGAGAGAUUAUGGAGUGGUGCGGGUAUGCCCUAGCAACGUGGUCCCUGCCGACAUUCUCCUUUGCCCUUUUCACUAUGUGCUCGAUCGGACCGCGGGCCUACCACCACCACAGGUACUACCAAGAGAAGUUUGAAGACUACCCCCAGUCGAGGAAAGCUGUGAUACCUUUCAUAUUAUAAGAACAGAAAACCAGAGAAGCCUUAAAAAAAAAUGGACUGACCUAGCUAAAAUCAUUAGUCAUAGCCAUGAUAUUGGCAUUUACGGAACUCUGAAAUGAAAUGCUUUCAUUAACUAGACAUAUUCCUCUCAUCUCAUUGUAUUCAGAGCUAGAUCAUAUUUCACACCUGCAGCAACAGAUCUGUAAUACCAUACUCCCAAAUACUUGGAGGAAUGAAUUGUGGCAGCAUUCGGCAUGGUCAAAGCUCAAUGAAGGAUAAAUAAUUCAGGGUGAAGAGAAAGGGAUGUGGUGGGUAGGUCAUGAAGGAAUAAUGAAAAAAAAAAAAUUCAUUCGAAAGGGACGACUGACUGCCUUUUCUUCGUUGUGCAAAAAGUGAUUUCUUAGAUGCACUACUUCACUUUUGGAAAGGCUCAUUAAACCUCCGCUUAUUUACCUUGUGGUCAAAAAAAACAAACCUUGGUCUGUUUUUAUUAUGCAGUUUAUCAAAAAUGUGAUUAAUAACUGCUGCAUAUGUUAAUUGCACAUUUUAAUUUCAUGCUUGCUUGGUUGAUUACAUAAGUCCAAAGGCAAAGUCAUCCUUCAUUCGGUGGGACAAAGGCUCAGCUUACUGGAAAUCAUGUGAAUGCAAUAUCUGGCUAAGCAGUGACAUUCAUCAAUCAAUUAAGUUCCGUAGCGAUGGCAAACAUUGCCACCCUCGGGAACGAGAGUCGGGCUAGUGCAUCACUGAGGUUCUUGACAGACAAGCUUAACAGUAUGUGUUAUGACAUGACAGUAGUUGUAAUCCUCCAAUUCCACCACUAGGGGGUAGUAUAAGCGUUUUCAUGAGGGUAUCAUGUUUUAGAGAGCGCAACAACAGUCCUAAAAGCAGACAGGCCACAUCAAUAUUUCAAUUUAAGGUGGUUUUCUAAUUUCCUUCAUUGGCACUGAUCUGGAGAAAGAGCAGUGCUGAUGAUGGAAAAGAUUAAAUUCUUUCCACAUCACUGAGCCAGCCGAGCUGUAUUGCGCUGGCCUGGCUACGCAUUCACCAUAGUUGCUGGAACCAUGCUGGAAAGGAGCAUGUAAAAAUGAAAGCAUAGUACAGUUUGGGUCAGCACAGUAGUGUGAAACAGGCCUUAGAGAUGGAACAUGUUAGGAAUGGAGGUCCCAAUAUUGCACUCAAUUGUGAUGGUACUUAAGCCCACUCUUUGGUCUAAUUGAAUACAAUCUCAAGUUUUGUUUGCGUUUCAUGGCUGACAUUUGAAAUGUAAUUGAUUAUGUGAUGUCUGUAGUGUCUUGAAAUGCAGCCCUGGUCUUCCCUGGGUGAAAUAUGUUCAUACUCCACACACCUGUAAGCAAGUUACUCUGCAGUUUGACUUAUUGUGAAAUUCAUCGUUUUAUUUUAUCUCUAACAGAGGAAUAACAUUUACAGCUAAUCAAGCACAGGUAAUUACAUCAUUAUCUUCCAUUUACUCCACACGUAAAUCGUUAAAUAGAUAGUAGUCCACUGGCAAAAUGCCUCACCACUAGUCACUCCUGGGAAUCCUUCUCUUUCAGUGCCAUCUCAGAGCGAGCGACGCUUCUCAUAGCCCUCUGCAUGAGCCAGGUGGUUAAAUGGAUGCCAAGGAAGGACCCCCCAGCCACCCACAGCCAGUUCUUCUUCAACCAGCUCUGGGGCUUCAUAGUCUCAGUCCACUAUAUAGCCUAGUCGGUGUUGUCCUUUCUGAAGGAUGUGUAUGUCACUGGAACAAAACAGAACAAUUAGGAUACAAGAUACCCGUGGUUCCCUACCAUGGCAACUCUGAAUGAAGGUGAUCUACACAACUGAAGGAUGUGUCACUUUAUGGUUACAUUAAAUAUGAUUUAGCUACUAUAAGACCUUGACAUGCCUUAGAUUAGAGUGCAGAGAGAAAAUGUCACAUAAUACAUCAAGAUUGAUAGGAUGAUAAUCAUGACAUAAUAAUAAAGAGCUCCAACAUG